This is a messenger RNA of Cicer arietinum (chickpea), 3201 nucleotides long. RefSeq names its product putative disease resistance protein RGA4. The record is from RefSeq and is a predicted model, not a curated record. Lineage: Eukaryota; Viridiplantae; Streptophyta; Magnoliopsida; Fabales; Fabaceae. Gene Ontology annotation, molecular function: ADP binding.
UUUGUGCAUUGCUUUUGUAGAUUAAUCAAUUUUUCUUUAUUCAUUUCUACUUUUUGUUUGCUUAAUUUAUUAUUCUUGUUCUAUUAAUUUGUUAAUAAAUAUGUGUUAAAAUGUAUGAAUAUUAGUAUAUACAAAUGAGUCAUGAGUCAACCAAUUGAUUGGACCUAAGUAGUUACUGAGUUUCACUUAAAAACAAAUUGUUCGAUCGGGAGAUCUCGAGUUCAAAUAUUGACGGAAAGAGUCUUUGACCAGACCAGACUUUAUUUAUCUUUCGACCGGACUUCACUUUAUUAAGGAUGGAAUCCCUUGCUGUUACAAUCUUGGAAAAAUUGAGCUCUGCAGUUUAUAAAGAGGUUGGAAUCAUUUGGAAUCUCAAAGAGGAUAUCGAAAGAAUGAAGAACACGAUCUUCGCGAUAAAAGUUGUGCUCCUCGAUGCAGAGGCAAAGGCCAAUAAUCAUCAAGUUAGUAAUUGGUUGGAGGAGUUGAAAGAUGUACUUUAUGAUGCAGAUGAUUUAAUAGAUGAUUUUUCCAUUAAAGUUUUGAAAAGAAAAGUGAUGGCUGGAAACAACAUAGUAAGACAAGUACAAAUUUUCUUCUCAAAAUCAAUCAAAAUUUCCUAUGGCCUUAAAUUGGGCCAUAAAAUGAAAGCAAUCCAGAAGCGGUUAGACGACAUUGCUAAAACUAAGCAUGCUUUGCAACUGAUCAAUCAACCUAUGGAGAAUCCAAUUGUGUAUAGGGAACAAAGACAAACUUACUCUUUUGUGAGUAAAGAUGAAAUUAUUGGAAGAGAGAAGGAAAAAAAAUGUAUUAAAAGUUAUCUACUAGACAUCAAUGCAAAAGAUAAUGUUUCUAUAGUUCCCAUAGUUGGGAUUGGAGGAUUAGGUAAGACCGCACUUACUCAACUAGUUUACAAUGAUAAUGAUGUUCAGAGGUAUUUUGAGCUAAAAAUGUGGGUGUAUGUCUCUGAUGAUUUUGAUAUAAGAAAAAUAACUCAGGAGAUCGUUGGGGAUGACAAGAAUAGUCAGAUGGAGAAAGUGCAACAAGAACUUAGAAAUAAAAUUGAAGGGAAGAAGUUUUUACUCGUGUUGGAUGACAUGUGGAAUGAGGAUCGCGAGUUGUGGCUUAAAUUGAAGAGCUUGUUCAUGGAAGGAGGAAAAGGUAGCAUGAUAGUUGUUACAACCCGUAGUCAGACAGUGGCGAAAAUAAUGGGCACACAUCCACCUCUUUUGUUAAAAGGUUUGGAUUCGCAAAAAUCCCAAGAGCUAUUCUCUCGCGUAGCUUUCGGUGGGUUAAAAGAACAAAAUGAUUUAGAGUUGUUAGCUAUAGGAAAGGACAUUGUUAAGAAAUGUGCUGGAAUUCCCCUUGCCAUAAGAACUAUUGGCAGCCUUUUGUUUUCUCGAAAUUUGGGAAGGAGUGAUUGGUUAUAUUUCAAGGAUGUUGAGUUUUCAAAAAUAGAUCAACACAAGGACAAAAUCUUUGCAAUCCUUAAAUUGAGUUAUGAUCAUCUUCCUUCAUUUCUUAAAAAAUGUUUUGCUUAUUGUUCAUUGUUUCCAAAAGGUUUUGUACUUGAGAAAAAAACACUUAUUCAAUUAUGGAUAGCUGAGGGGUUCAUUCAACCAUCAAAUGAUAUUAGAUGUGUAGAAGAUGUUGGUCAUGAGUACUUCAUGAGUUUGCUGUCCAUGUCCUUCUUUCAAGAUGUUGCUAUAGACGAUUGUGGUGGCUUAAGUACUUGUAAAAUGCAUGACCUUAUGCAUGACCUAGCACAGCUAAUGGCCGGGAAUGAAUAUGUUGUUGUUGAAGGAGAAGUAAACAUAGGAAACAGAACGCGUUAUUUGUCAUUUCGUAGUGCAUUAGAGUCAGCACCAACAUCACCAUCUUCCUUCCAGUUAAGGACAUUUCAUUUGGUUGGUCCACAAAUGAAUGCAAGCAAUUAUUUGGGUCAGUCAUAUGUUCUUUCCUUUUCCAAACUAAAGUUCUUACGUGUGUUGACACUCUGUGGGUUGGAUAUUUUAGAAAUCCCAAAUAGUAUUGAACAGAUGAAGCAUUUAAGAUAUAUUGAUCUGUCACAGAAUCCUAUACUUAAAUAUCUUCCACCGGGCAUUACUAGCCUACAUAACUUGCAAACUCUAAAACUUUCUGAAUGUUCGCAGCUCAGAAUAUUGCCAGAAGAUCUCAAUAAAACUCUCAGACAUCUUGAGUUGAAUGGUUGUGAGAGAUUGACAUUUAUGCCGCAGGGGUUAGGACAAUUGACUAAUCUUCAAACACUAACACUUUUUGUAUUGAACAAUAGAAGUACAAGUGUAAAUGAGUUGAGUGUGCUAAACAACCUUAGAGGGAGAUUAGAAAUAAAAGGGUUGGAUUUCCUGCGAAAUAAGAAUGCAGAGAUUGAAUCUGCAAAAGUACUUCUUGAGAAGCGACACCUUCAACAAUUGGAAUUGCGGUGGGCGUAUUAUGUGGAUUUUCAUCCGUGGUCAUUACCAGCAAAAAGGGCCGAAGAAGACAACAAAAAUUGGUUGGAAGAUGAGAUGAUUUUACAAGGCCUCCAACCACACCACUCACUUCAAAAACUUGUUAUAGAUGGAUUUUGCGGCAAAAGGUUACCAGAUUGGAUAUGGAGUCUGUCAUCGCUCUUGACUCUUGAGUUCCACAAUUGCAAUGGUUUGACAUCACUACCAGAUGCAAUAUGUAACCUUGUAUCUUUACAGAAACUUUGCAUUUAUAACUGCUUAUUAUUGGAGGAAAGAUGUGCAAGACGAUAUGGUCAAGAUUGGCCGAAAAUCUCGCUCAUUCGAGAAGUUGAGAUCCUGCCUAUGAGCCCAUCAUUACUCAAGUAUUUUACUUGAGUCAAGAUCUUUCAGCAAAAUUGUCGAGCAAUAGGAUGAUGUUUCAUAUUGCCAUGAUGGAGGUUGUAGAAGUAAUUUUGAUCAUAAAUGAUUAUUUUAUGCCAAGAAUGGCAUGUUAUGAUCUGCUGAGAAAAAUCAACGUCAACUCAUAGGGUAUUUGUAAAGGGCCUGUGGAUCUUUAUGGAAUUAAUCUUGUUUUUUAUUUAACAAAAUAAUUUCCAUUAUUUUCUUCUCAAUUUUAAAUUUUGUAUUCAUCGCAGAAUUUUGAAAUGAUGAGAUAUGAUUUUACAAAUAAAUGUCAUAUAUUUUUAAACAACACAUUUUAUAUAAUAUAUCUUAUGACCAAGGUUUUAAAGUA